UCCGGACCGAUUGUUCGGUCUGAAUAUAGGAUUCCUGCAGUAGUGGAAACUUGCAAGAGCAUGCUAGAGUUUCCCGGAAAGAUAAGCAAAAGGGAUAAAGCGCAGGCGGCUAUGUUUUUGAAAAAUUCAGAGAACAAGGAGGUUGACGCUAGGAAGCAUGUGGAGCAGUUGAAGGAACGGCGGGAGAACUCUGUCUCAACGUCCUGCCUGAUCUACAACGCAACUGGGGACACCAUCAACUUUAGUCACAGCAAAAAUUGGGAGGGGCAAUUCGGAUCUGAAUAUCCAGAAAUGAUCGAAAAUGGCCAGUGGGGUGUCUUGGUCCAUGUCAGCAGUAGAACCACGUCACCUCGUUCCAGCGGGGCUGUAGUGUACCGCGGCAAGAAUGAGGAUGAAGUUGAACGUGACUGGAUGCUGGCUUGGGACAACAUUAGCGGCAAGUUUUGUUCUCACAAGGUGAACUAAAUAUAUUAUUUUAUAAUUAAUUUAAAUAAAAAUAUAUUAAAAUU
This is a messenger RNA of Rubroshorea leprosula, 509 nucleotides long. Lineage: Eukaryota; Viridiplantae; Streptophyta; Magnoliopsida; Malvales; Dipterocarpaceae. The record is from the annotation of a GenBank genome assembly.